AUGAGUUUUUCCCCACGACUAACCUACCUGAGAGUUGCUGAUGCUCAUCUACUCAACCAGACUUGGUCUUGGGGCGGCAAUGAACAGUGUCAUUGGUAUAUUGCCAACCUCCUCUCCUGCUUCCCAGUGUGUGUCCAUGAUGACAAGGGGAACCCCGUGUCUUGGUCUAUCACAGACCAGUUUGCCACCAUGUGCCAUGGCUACACCCUGCCAGAGCUUCGCAGGAAAGGUUACAGCCGGCUGGUGGCCCACGCUGGAUUCCCCUCUCAGGGCAAUGUCCUGGAUGACAACGUGUUCUCCAUCAGCCUCCUAAACAGCAUCAAAGCCGAGUUCUUGCCUUGUCGAUUCUAUAGGCUUAUUCUCACCCCUGCAGCUUUCUCUGGGCAAGUUCACCCCUAG
Molecule: messenger RNA, 399 nt
Organism: Eubalaena glacialis (North Atlantic right whale)
Lineage: Eukaryota; Metazoa; Chordata; Mammalia; Artiodactyla; Balaenidae
Gene: GLYATL3
Product: glycine-N-acyltransferase like 3
Cellular component (GO): mitochondrion
Molecular function (GO): glycine N-acyltransferase activity
Source: RefSeq, a predicted model, not a curated record